Messenger RNA from Gongylonema pulchrum, 246 nucleotides. NCBI's taxonomy places the organism in Eukaryota, Metazoa, Nematoda, Chromadorea, Rhabditida, Gongylonematidae. The record is from the annotation of a GenBank genome assembly.
ACAAAUGGUUGGGAGUUCCUGCCGUUUCGGUUUUGGGUUGCUGUGUGGAUUGGUGUGGUACUAAUUUUGUUGGUUGCUACAGAUAUGUCAGCGCUUGUUGGGCUUAUUACCAGGUUUACGGAAGAAGCUUUUGCAACAUUGAUUUCGGUGGUCUUCAUAAUUCAGUCAUUCGAGAAGCUUGUUCAAAUCAGCCAUGACGCUCCAAUUAUCACUGAUCCUAAGGCAUGCAGCCUAAAUUAUCCAUAA